This is a messenger RNA of Struthio camelus australis, 5571 nucleotides long. The record is from RefSeq and is a predicted model, not a curated record. Lineage: Eukaryota; Metazoa; Chordata; Aves; Struthioniformes; Struthionidae.
AUGGGUCCUGGCGUCGGAGGCGAUGUGCUGGCUGAGUCGAAUCCUGGCCGAUAUGGCUCCCUCUGGCGUUGGUUUGAUGAGAUCUACAUCCUCCUGGAUUUACUGCUCCAGCAGCAGUAUCUGGCCAGGUGCAGUGCCUCUUUUUCUGAAAACUUCUAUGGCUUAAAGAGGAUAGCAAUAGGAGACUGCAAACAAUCGCUGGCCAGUGCUGGCCUGCCAAAGAAGCAGCACUGGAAGUCUCUCCUUUUGCUUGUUCUUGUUCCUUACCUGAAAGGAAAGCUAGAGAAACUGGUGUCCAGUCUGAGGGAAGAGGAUGAGUACUCCAUCCACCCUCCCUCAUCGUCCUGGAAGCGCUUUUACAGAGCCUUUCUAGCUGCCUAUCCAUUUGUAAACAUGGCCUGGGAGGGCUGGUUUCUUAUCCAGCAACUGUGCUAUAUCCUCGGGAAAGCUCAGCAUCAUUCACCCAUGCUGCAGCUGGCUGGCGUUCGCCUGGUGAGACUGACUGCAGAUGAUAUCCAGGCCUUGGAGAAGAAAUCUGCAGUAGCCACCUCGAGUCGGACACACAGCAUUAAGGCACAAGUGCAGUCAGCAAUGAAGAAAGCUUUGGGUGGCAUUGCCUUCUCCCUGUCCACUGGGCUGUCUGUCAGCGUAUUCUUCCUUCAGUUCCUGGAGUGGUGGUACUCCUCGGAAAACCAAGAGACGAUCAAAUCUCUGACAGCGCUCCCUACUCCUCCACCACCAGUACACCUUGACCAUGGGGUGGACUCAGCUCUCUUACCUAAACUGAAGACCAUGUGCCCGCUGUGCCGCAAAAUUCGAGCCAAUGCCACGGUCCUGUCCACGUCUGGCUAUGUAUUUUGCUACCGCUGCGUGUAUAAUUACGUGAAGACUCACCAACGAUGCCCAGUCACAGGCUAUGCCACAGAGCUACAGCACCUUGUCAAACUGUAUUCCCCUGAGAGCUGAAAGGCCGGCUCUGCGCUUUCACAGAGAUGCAUCUGAGACUGAGUGGCAGGGCCACUGGGUAGCAACGAGCCUGAAUUUGCCCUUUCUGAUGUCCCCGAGAAGACCAUCGACCAAUACAACUUGCAAGUGGAUCUCUAAAGCUCCUUUGAGUCCUACAGAUUAGACUUUUGCUGCCUUGGUAAACUUCGAUAAGGCUCGCCCUCUUGUUUUUUAGCCAUUCAAACAUCCCAUGACAAAGCUCCAGAAGGGUAGGACAGUCACGAUCUGUCAGUCAGCAUAGAAACACCUUCAAAGGCAAACUGAAUGGGAGGAGACAUUGAUUUGGAUAAUAAGAAUGCAGAUGUGAGAACCAAAGAGCACUGCUGGCAAAAAUCCUGCUCGAGGGUAUGGCCAGCAAAUUGGAGAGCUACAAAAAUUGUCCAGGCGAGCUAUUCCACCCUUAGCCGCUUCACAGACUCUAGUACUGCCUGGGGCAGGUUCUGGCACUAGCGCUUCUUAAAGAGGUAGAGACAGACUUUGACCUCUUUUCUGACCAUGGUAUUCUUAAGUGCCUCCAUGCAUUUUCAGGCUACUCGCCUCUGAAUUAAUGAUAACAUUACACCUCUAAUUCCCAUCAACAGUUCUAAAUUAAGGCUUUGACUCUUUAAAGGAACAAGAGAUGAUAUGUAUAAUGUGUACAAACACAGAUACAAGACUACCAGGGAGGAAGACAAACUAGAUUAAAGCAGCAAUUGUGAACUGUUUUUUUUUUUUUUUGUUAGAUGUGUCCUCAAAUCUGUUGUUAUCUGCUUUUACAAAGCAAAAUUCUUUCUUGAUUUAGAACCCAUUUGAACUAAAUGAACUGCAUUUGUUUCUUUUCUAAUGUUUGAAAAAAGAAAGUUUGCUCCUCUAGGAUCUUUAUUUGCACAAAGGAGACUAGACUAAAGCUGCUCUUAUCUUUGCAGAUGAUGGUCAUAGAUAAAAGAUUAGUAUUUUGCAGGCUGGAAAGCUGUAAUAUCUGUGUUUGAAUUUAGUAUUACAUUGCUGUUAUUCCAGUCCCAAUCUAGACUGAUCAUGUAGCACAUUGAACAGGGAAUAGAAGGAAAUGUGCAUGAUGUUAUGGGUGGUCCUGGCUUCAGACCACUGACUGAUCAGACACAUGAUUUUUAUUGACAGAAGGUUGAUUUUCUUGACUCAUCUCAAGGGAGCAGCAGUUAUCUGCUCCAGACAUCACGGUGACAUUGCCUAUAGAAUAUGAAGCAGAGUUUGCUGCACAGAGUAUACUGUCUUUCCAGAUUAAGAGAUAUGCUCUAACAUUUAAUCCAUAAAACCAAUGAUCUCAUUUCCCCCCCCACCUUUUUAGCCCUGCUUCAGAAAAAAAAUCAAUAAAAUCGUCCCUCAUCUGUGAGCAAGAUAACGAGUGUAUUGAAUAGGCUGGAAAAAUACAGUAAUUUGCAUUCUCCCAAAGGUGCUCUGGGAAAAAACACACAAACAAACACACACCACACAACUUUUCUAACAAAUGAGAUAAGUCCCCAAUGCUUAUUAUUUCUAUACAACUGCCAGCCCCUUCUAACUCUGCCGCUAUGGGAUAACAACAAAAACUGUCACGUUUUUUCUUACCUCCAGUAGUUCUGGGAUUGAUAGAAAAGAGAUACCUCUCUUCCUUUAGAAAGCUGUUAAGAGUACUUACACACAGCUUAUUGGAAAAGAAAUCACAUUGAAUGCAAGAUUUUCUGAGAUUUUAAAUCACUUUUAAUAUAGCUGGCUUUGGGCUUCAUAUUAACUCACAUCACUUGCUACAUCAGUUUUGCUUCAUACACUGAGAUUAUCAUCUCUAAUGAAAAGCCACUAUCCAAGAUGCUCCACUGUUGCUACAUGGUCUUAAAAUAACCAGUCUGAUUAUACAGACAUGGCACUGACUGUCCCAUUGACUCCAGAGCAACCGCUCAUUUAAUAAGAGCUGCAGGAUUUGACUGACUAUUCAGUUUUAAGAUAGGUUUGUUUUCCUUCGGUCCUUUCUAUACCUUCCAGAUUCUCUCUCUCUUGCUCAGUGAGAAACUGGGCAAGCAGGUAACGAGUGAUCUCAGAGUUAAUAACUAUUUCCCUCUCCAGAGUGGCCACUGGAUGGCCUCCUGUCCGGCUCUGGCUGCCUUCCACUCCAUCUCUCUCCUCCCCCAUGCUGUACAAUGCUGAGUUCCUGCCAAACAGAUUUGGCCGACUCCACCUGGGACCUGCUCAGAACCACCCACAUCUAAGCUUCACAGUUUAGGACAGCUGUAAUUAUUCUUUUGAAUGUUAAAUUGCUCUUUAAAGCCUAUCUGACUAAUAGGCAUUAAGUCCAUAAUGGUGACACACUUGGCAGUUACCGGGCAGAUUUUAUUAGUGUUCCUGCAGGUGGCUGCAGGAUACCAGUUUGGAUCUGACUGCUUUUGCUAACUGGCCUGUGCUUAGUAGCCAAAUACCUGUUACAUUAAGUUGGCUGCUCUAAACAAAGCUACAAAACCAAUGCACAUUACUCAAACAUCCCCUUUUUCUACUUUGUACACUGCAAUAGUACUGUUAAAGCCGUGAUGGUAUCAAGACAUACAAAGAAAGACUUGUUAAGGAAAUAAAUACUCUUUUAUUACACCAGCCUUCACAUUUACAUACAAAUUGGGAGCGCUAUACACUCAUGUAUCAUAUAUACGCUCAGGAAGCUUUGAUCUGUUGCUUAAUACAAUUACUUCAACAUUAACAGUGGCACUGGAGUUACCUAAUACAUCACUGUCAUAACUUGAUUUUUCUAGCGUUUUUUUAAAAAAAUGUUUGAAUGCGGCUUAGCUUCAUUACAACUCGGUCACUGUUCAAAACAUGAGUGCAUUAACAAUUGAGUUGCUUCCCCUACUUCCUUAACGGAAACUGCAUAGCCUCUCUUGUUAAGAGAUAACCACCAUAUCUAUUCUCCUAGCUUGAUAAGAACAAAACCCAACAUAAAACAUACACCUCCCCCAUAGAAGCUUCCCUCUCCACACAAGUGAGAGGUGAAUGUAAAGCUGUCAUCGAGACCUAGAAGAAAAUGAGAACAGGAUUAGAGAAUACCUCCAUAUCUUCUUCUGCACCUGCUUAUUAGCCCAGUCUUUGUGGCUGGUGAAAGGGCUGCACCUUAUCCCACACAACUCCAUGUGUUUCGAUUAGUCCCACCCCUCACUAAAUGCAAACUAUCUAAAGUCAAACAUCCAGGUGAUACUGAUGGCUUUUGGAAAAAACAACCAGAACAAAACCCCCAAAAUUAAAAAUGCCCUCUGCAUCAGCCCACAGAGUCUGGGUGCUUUUGUUUCUAGAUACCUUUCCAGGUUAGGGAGUCACAUGCCAUCACAAGCAGCCAUUUGAAAGCAUAACACUGACUCUAAUACUAAAGAUAUUUGGAGAGUUCAUCAAGGCAAAAGAAUCAAAAUUCAACCUAACUCAUUAUACUAUCUGCAAAUUUUCUUUAGUGAAAUUGUUCCUGUACUUUCCGAGAUACAAAUCACUUCCUAGAGCUAGAGAAUCCAUUUUGUUUCACAGCAUUUAGAUUUUAGAAGUUACGGAAACAUAGCUGUAUAUUGUACUACUCAUGCACAACUAAAAAUCUGAGUCUAUAACACAGCUUAAAGAAAAAAACACCUUACAUACAACAGACAAAUCAUUGUGAAACAGCUGAUGUGAAUCAUGCUGGGCUCUAGCUCACAUAUCGGGCUCUGUGUGACUCCUGCCUAGCCUGGUCCUCCUAGGGCAUAAAGGGAAAGUGUUCCCAGUAACUUUCUCCCAGGAAACCCCAGUGCAUAACAUGUAAUAAAUACCCUCUCCUGUGAAGACUUUUGGGGAGUGCUUGAUUACUGCAUUUUUUCCAAUACCCGAAUUUUAACAUCCUCUGCCCUACCAACAGGGAAGCAGCCACAUUACGCUGCUGCUGCCAGCCCCUCCCAUCUCAUAUCUUGACAUGCAGCCUGAGAGAGAGCAGAGCACCAGAGCCAGGCCCAACAGCACAGCUCACUGCUAAAAAUACUCCUGUCUCAGUGCUCGCAAUCAUUGGAUGAUAAGACAGCUGAACCAAGUGGUCAUGAGGUCUCUACAGGAUAACCUCCAUUUUACAGAGUCCGCACUGUAUUUACAAAUGGAUGAUACAGUGGCAGACCAUCUAGAGUCUGUGUGGGACAUGUUUUACCAUGGGAGGAAAGCCAAGAAACCCCUGUCACAGCAAGCUCAGUGAUAAAACCAAUGUGGCAGCAAGAUACAGAAAUCCAAACAAGUAUUUACACAACUCACUUUUCAAAUCAAUGUUGAACUUUUUUCUGCUGCUGCUGCUGCAAAAAAAUGCUAGAAAAGUAAUCAUAUUUUUCACUACUUUUAAGAGCUGCAUCACACACUUUCAAGAAACAACAGUUUCUUUUCAUCUAAGUCUGAGAUGAACUUAGCCUAAAUAAGCUCAGAGAGAAGAUUACGUGAUCACGCCCUGGUCAGAGCAAAGACACAAAGUCUCAGCAAUACCAGUUCAGAUAAUACUUCACUCAUCAUUGCUUUGGGCGAAUCUCAUUUCUGUUCAAUAAGGACAUUGCUCUCCAGUCAGGAACUAGAAUAUAUUCUUAGGGAGAGGAAAAAAAAAAA